Molecule: messenger RNA, 4469 nt
Organism: Pangasianodon hypophthalmus (striped catfish)
Lineage: Eukaryota; Metazoa; Chordata; Actinopteri; Siluriformes; Pangasiidae
Gene: rb1
Product: retinoblastoma 1
Exons: 27
Coding region: 210-2933 (907 amino acids)
Biological process (GO): cell morphogenesis involved in neuron differentiation; negative regulation of G1/S transition of mitotic cell cycle; neuron projection development
Cellular component (GO): nucleus; chromatin; Rb-E2F complex
Molecular function (GO): RNA polymerase II transcription regulatory region sequence-specific DNA binding
Source: RefSeq, a predicted model, not a curated record
AGAAGUUUUCCCGCGCUUUGAAGGGAUUAGGGGAAACGAUGUAUUAUGAGUGGUCAGAGGAGGAGGCUAUGGACGGGGCGGUCUCAAUGUCUUGAAGUGGUUUUAAAUUGAACUAUUCGCGUUCAGUCAAGGUGACAUUUAAUUAUUCAGAGUAUUUGUAGGUAGUUUGGACCCGAGUUGUGACGACCACACACCGGGUGUUUCUCAGGAUGCCUCCCAAAAAGCGCAGCAGCGGCGGCGGCAGCGGGAGCGGCAGCGGCAGCGGGACCCCUCCGAGCAGAGAGGCGAAGUGGAGCAACAAGAAGGAGAACUCGGUGCUCUCUCCAGAAAAGCACAAAGAGAAGGAUCCGGAGUUUGUAGCCCUUUGUAAGGACCUCUCAGUCUCCAACUCGGUGUGUACUCAGGCGUGGGCACUGUGGGAAUCGAUGACCAAGACAGUAGAGAAAGUCACCGAAUCAAACAAGCAGCUCUGGGGAGCGUGCGUGUACAUUUCAGCCGUGGACUCGGACGACGUCAGAUUCACCUUUACAGAAUUUCAGAAGGCUGUUGGUCUGAGUGUGAAGCAGUUUCUCACCCUGGUGCGAAAGCUGGAUGAAAACGUGGACACAAUAAGCCCUAAAGUAAACUCGGCCGUGACGAGGCUUGAGAAGAAAUACGAGGUGUCGCUGGCUAUCUAUCAGAGAUUUGUGAAAACAUGUGCCAGAAUCUAUAGUGUGCCUGAUGAAGUUAAGAGACAAGAGCUUUUGCGCUGUAGCUGGAUCUUAUUCCUCUUGGCUAAAGGAAGUGUUCUGCAGAUGGAGGAUGACCUGGUGAUAGCCUUCCAGUUACUUUUGUGUGUUCUGGAGUUCUACAUCAAGCGUUGCCCGUCCUCUCUCCUCCAGCCUCUCUACAAGGCAGCAAUCAGCGAGACGACACAGAGCCCUCCAACUCGGACCUCAAGGCGGAACAAGGCCAAGCCCCGUCCUUCCGAGAUGGAUGUGCAGUUGCUGGAGAAGUUGUGUAAGGAGAGCGACUGCAGCGUAGACGAGGUGAAAAACGUCUACCAAAGCAGUUUCUGUGCUUUCCUGGACUCCAUGCGCUUGUCAGGCUCACAGGAACUUCCAGCAGUGGAAACUCUAUCCAAAAGUUAUGAAGAGCUCUACCAUAAAAGCAAGGACUUUGACGCACGACUGUUCUUAGUUGAUGACGAGACCCUCAGCCCAGUCAAAGCAGAAGUUACAAAAGUAGAAAUGACUCCUAGGAAGAACCCUUCUGGAGAGGAGAAUGUCUCCAUUCCACCACAGACCCCUAUCAGAGCUGCAAUGUAUUCGAUCCAGCAGCUGAGGGGUGAGCUUACCUCAAUCAGUGACCAACCUUCAGGCGUUCUCAUGGUUUACUUCAAGAACUGCACUGUGGACCCCUCAGAAGACAUCGUGAAGCGGGUUGACCAGCUGGGUCAGACCUUCAGCCAGAAAUUUGCUCAAGCUGUUGGUCAGCGCUGUGAAGGACUGGGCAAAAAGAGAUUUACUCUAGGUGUCCAGCUUUACUACAAAGUCAUGGAGUCGAUGCUUAAGUCGGAAGAGAAGAGACUCUCAGUGCAAAAUUUCAGUAAACUCCUGAACAACGCUACUUUCCACACUUCACUCCUUGCCUGUGCACUGGAAGUUGUCCUGGCAACUUAUGUUGGAUAUUCCCUGAAAAAUGGCGGCAGUGAAUCUCCCGAAACGGACCUAUGCUUCCCCUGGAUCUUGGAUGUCUUCGAGCUUCAUGCCUUUGACUUCUACAAAGUGAUAGAAAGUUUCAUCAAGGCGGAGCCCACUCUGAAACACGACAUGAUCGAACACUUAGGCCGCUGUGAGCAACAGAUCAUGGAGAGCAUUGCAUGGAAAUCGGAUUCUCUCCUGUUUGAGCUUCUGAGGCAGUCUCGUGAGGAUGGUUCCGGAGAGCAAGCAGAGCCUCCUGCGACGCUGAACCAGCCUCUACAGCACAACCACACAGCAGCUGAUCUAUAUUUGUCUCCUCUGCGUCCAAGUCGUCGAGCUGCAGCAGCAGCAGCAGAGGCAGACAUUCCAGUCAUGCCUCCGUCACAGCCCUCUGCCCCAGGCACCAAACAGCAUCGCUCCAACUCCCUCAGCCUCUUCUACAAGAAACUGUACAGAAUGGCCUACCUGCGACUGAAAAUGCUUUUCUCUGACCUUCUGACCUCUCACCCCGAGCUGGAGGCCAUCAUAUGGACUCUGCUCCAGCACACACUCCAGAACGAGUAUGAGCUAAUGAAGGACAGACACCUAGACCAGCUGAUGAUGUCUGCCAUGUACGCCAUAUGCAAGGUGAAAAAUGUGGAUUUGCGCUUCAAGACGAUUGUCACUGCGUACAAAGAGCUUCCCAACACAAACCAAGAGACUUUCAAGCGUGUGUUGAUCAGAGACGGCCAAUAUGAUUCCAUCAUCGUCUUCUACAACCUGGUGUUUAUGCAGAGGUUGAAGACGAACAUCCUGCAGUACGCUUCUCCUCGGCCUCCUCCCCUUUCUCCCAUUCCACAUAUUCCCCGGAGCCCGUACAUGUAUCCCAGCUCCCCCCUCAGAGUGCCUGGUGGGAACGUCUACAUCUCCCCUUUAAAGAGCAGUCGUUUGACCCCAGCACCCAUGACACCCCGGUCCAGGAUCCUUGUAUCCAUUGGAGAGUCGUUCGGGACCUCGGACAAGUUCCAGAAGAUCAAUCAGAUGGUCAGUAGCACAGACUGGCCCCAGAAGAGGAGUCUAGCCGGAGACUCCAACCCCAAACCCCUGAAGCGCUUACGUUUUGAUGUGGAUGGACAGGAUGAGGCUGAUGGGAGCAAAUCAAGCGGCGAGUCUACACUAGACAAGAAGCUGGCUGAGAUGCGUUCAGUUCGCGAUCGCAUGCAGGAACAGAAAAUGAAGGAGGAGGCUGAGAAGGAAGACCCAGAGCCCUGAUGUGAGCAAGCCUCAUCAUCUAACUAUUAUCAUCAUCACCAAUCAUCAUCAUCAAACUGUCACUGGUGUGCGCUCAUGUAGGCUGGUUUUACUAAUUCCACUUUUUUAAGUGUCUAAAUAGACGUUUGAGUAAAUCAAAUGAGAGAAUACGAAUCAGCCAGAAUAUGGCAGAAAGAUUUAAAGACAUAGCGUCAGAGGGUUACAUUUAUAAUCUUAAGUACCGGAAUGAAAAUUCUUGGCUGAAACUCGAAAUUCAGGACACACGUUUUUAUUACUUAGCUUCGGGAACUAUUGUGGAAUUUUUUUUUUUUUUUUUAAAAGCUUGUAAAGCAUUCAUUUAUGCUUAAUGAAAUGAUUAACACUAGGAAGUGACUCCACUUAAAGAGCUGACAAAUCAUAAAAUAUAAACUUCCUAAAAUUAAUAUGUUUAUCUCUGAGACUUGCAAUAUCAUCUAGGCACCAUUUUAUAUAAGAAUUUUUAUACAAAACAUUUUUGUAUAAAAAUUGGUCAUUUGGUCAUUUUUAGCUUUUUCUUUUUUUUUUUUUUUUUUUUUUUUUUUCUCUCCUGCUUUUUUGUUGUGUUGUUCAGAAGGGUAUCAUGAAACCCUGAUUCUUAAAAGUUCCGUUUUUUUUUUUUUUUAAUUAUCAGAUUUUACCUUGACAUGUGUCUUUGAUUGCAGCUGGCUGAACUUCAUACAAGAAAUCAAUGAUUAUAUUACAUGUGAGGAUAUACUGAAGCUGCAUAAUUACAUUUCUGCAACAUCUACAUCAAUUACAACAUGACAUACACAUGUUGUAAUAAUUAACAGUCAUGUGCUCAGUGGGCACAGAAUCGCUUUGUAAUAGAAGAACAAGGCAGAAAACACUACAUCUUGCACUCAUUUUCGUAAGUGGAGAUGCACCAAAAUGAAAAUUCUGAACUGAAAUUCAGGAUUUUUUACAAAUUUUUUUAAUUAGCAUUUGGUUGGUUAGCUGUUGCAAACAAAUUUAUUUUGCUUUUUUGGUCUUGAAAAGCAUUAAUCGUACUUCAGUGGGGAAAAAAAAAGGCUACUGAAAUGUCAGUCCUUUCAUUAAGAUGUAACUCCACAAAAAGAGCUGACAAAUAAAAAAAAAAAGAAAAAAAAAAGAAAAACUCUUCUCUUUAAAGUCCCUGCAUGCCUUGAUGGCACUAAUGGGUAUUAUUCAAUUUAAAAAAAAAAAAAGGAUAUUUUUUUCCUGCAACGUUAUUUGUGUGGUAGAGUUAAUGGAUUCAGUGUUGGUUUUAUGAAAUGAAUCGUGUGUGUGCGCGUGUGUGCGUGCGUGUGCAUUUACAUACUUGUAUUUCUCUUUUUAAUAUAUUGCAUUUUUAUUUGCCUCCUGAACAGAGCUUGUAAUUUUUUUGCUAUUGAAAUGCUAGCUGUUAGAAUUAGUUUUUACCUUUUUUGUAUUAAAUACUUGUCAAAAGAUUUGUUAAUAACUGACUUGAGAUUGUGUUUUAUUAAUAUGUAUGACUGUCUUAUACGAUCAUCUUUUAGGAAAAUAAAAUGUAAAAGGACA